Messenger RNA from Didymodactylos carnosus, 2692 nucleotides. The record is from the annotation of a GenBank genome assembly. NCBI's taxonomy places the organism in Eukaryota, Metazoa, Rotifera, Eurotatoria, Philodinida, Philodinidae.
UUAUUUAAGAAUAGCGUUUAUUUCUCGUUGGCCAACGCUAUACCUACUUACACUGACUUAACAGUUUACUUUUUUCUCUUCUAUAAAAACACACACUUACAUCAGUUCAUUCUUCAUUUCUUUAACUCUUUAACUUACGUACAUCGAUUAUAGCCAACAAGAAUAAGAUGGAGAACACACAAUAACCACAAACUUGGAAUGAAUUGUCUAAUUAUGAUGAUUUGUUAAUAUUAUAAAAAAUGAAUUAGAUGUUGCUAUUAUAAAUUACUUACAAAUAUUUGGUUAUGAUACUAUUAAAAUUUAUCUUUCUCAAGAGAAACAACAAAUUCUAGAAGAUUUGAAUCAAUCACUUGAUAUUUACGAUAAAUAUCGAUCUGAUCUAUGUAAAGUUGCAUUCUGUCCUGGUGAUACAAAGAAAUUAAUUGUGUUUAUUGAUAAAUUUCAAUGUAUAAAGAAAGAAGCAGAAGAUGCUAAUGAAGAAAUAUCGAAGAAGAAUACAACAGCAGCACCCAGGAUUAAAACCUGUGACAGUAGUGGUUCUCAAGCAGUAGCAACACUUUCUACCCUUCGACAUGCUUGUCCUCGUCCUCUUUUGAUUGCUUGGAGUCUUAUUUGUAUAAUAAUGGUAUUAGAUAGAUUCUUUUGGAUUAACGAAGGAACACUGUCGAUUUUCAGUAGUAAUAUUAUGAAUGCUAAACUGGCAAGUGAACUAACUGCUGAAAGCCUUUUAGUUUUCAUACGCAAGUUUGUCUAUCUCACACUUCGUUCAGAUUUCUCUGUCAAGCCAACUGAAUUCCGUGUAAUUAAUUAAUUAAUUACACGGAAUUCCUAUCUAAAAAUUUUCAAAAACUCCGUGUCCCAAGCAAACUUCCCGGUAUUUUGCUGAAAGCUCUCAUGAACAUUUCCAAUUAUCCCACUUGGGGUAAUUGGAAACAACAAUAGAAAUUGAUGGGGUAAUUGGAUACGCCAUGUAUUUUACAUGGGAAAUAAUUGAUUAGUAAAAACCAGUUUUCUCGUUAAGCCAAUGAUAUUAAUUAAUAAUUUUUGCACAGGUAAAUAAAUCAAUUAUUGCUGUAUAAAUGGUGAGAAUCUCCAAGCUCUGCUCAUUAAUUAGCCUGAGCUCUAAUUAAAAAAGUAAACGCUGAGAAAUUUUCAAAUGUUUCCGAUUUUACCCCAUUUGGAGCAGGGCUGGACAACUCCGCUGACUUUCAACUCCAACUCCACUCCAUUCAAGCCCGUUCACAAAUUUCCAACUCUCUCAACAAAAAUCUCAACUCUAGUUCAACUCCGGUUGCUUCGCUUUUGUGCAGAAGAUUUUUCGGUUUUUAGCAGGAUUCUGGAUGUUUUUGAGCUUUUUCCGGUCGGAAAAAGCAAAGAACUUCCGAAUUCACUCGUGAAUACAGCCACUCAAUCGUUUAGAAGAUCAGUUUACACCUAUAUUGAAUAUUUCCAAAAAUGCAAAACGGAGUUGAGAAUAAAUAUUCAAAAAUCUAACUCCAACCUACUAAAAUCUUAACUCCAGCUCCAACUGCGUCAAAGUCAACUCCGACUCCAACUCCACCAAAAAAUCCUCAACUCCGGAGCUGGAGUUUCCCAGCCCUGAUUUGGAGCAACUGGAAAAGUUAGUGAAAGUUAGUGGGGUAAAUGGAAACGACCAUGUAAAAUAGCUAGAAAGCUAGGAGUUUCUCGGAAAUCAGUUUCUACUCGAAGAACACCUCUCACAAAAAGUUUGCGCUUAUAAAAAGAUGCACAUAUUCUUUUCUGCAAUCGUAGAGAAAUUCUCAGUUGUAUUCAUUCAGAAAUAACAAAAUAAGCCUGUAACACGUAAAAGUCGAAACAAAACCUCUCUUCUAUACGUCAAGAGAUUCUCUUGAUUGGCUUAUCCAUGACUUUUUUCUUAGCCGCCAUAUAUUUUGCACACAAGCAAACAGAAAACUGUUUUGUAUGAAUAUGGACAAAGGAAUAACAUAUGUCGUAUGUUUGUUUGACUAAAUCCAAAUGCGUGUCAUUUUCUCGUAUAUUUGUAUAUGUCCUAAAUCAUUCCAAAAAAAAAAGAUAAAAGAAACCUCUCUUCAUUCUAGACAACCACAAGUGCUAACUUCUGAGAACUUCGUCAAUAACUAGACGGAUUCCCAUUAAAAGUUCGAAAAGAAAUAUUUUAUUUGAACGAAGGCUACAGCAUUUAACAGAAUGAAGGUUUGUUGCAACAUCCAGAUUUGUCACGAUUAUACAUGUAAAAAACCAAGCUUUCGCUGUUAGGUCAUCUAGUAUCAAUAAUAGCUCUCAUUCAGUUCUCUGUUCCGAUGGCGAACCUGUGUUCAGGAGUGUUUCCGCUGAUGCAUCCACUUAACAAAUCUAAUGUCGACCGAUAUGCUCUAUGCAUAUCUUUGGAUCUUUGAUUAAAGUUUCUAAAAUUCCUUUAGGAAAACGGCUUAAAAUUGCAAGAGAUUCUUUUAUUAACAAACGAUAUGAAUUAUUAUCUUUAAGAAAAAUUCUAAAUCCCUUCCUCUUUAUUUCAUGUCAUUGGUCUAGAAUAUGUUGUCCUAGAGCUGAUUUAAUCUUUUGAAUCUUUGUCAGAGAAAACAAUCAUCGUAUCAAAAACAUUUGUGUACAUUGUUCUUUGUGAAAGUAAUUUUUAUACAUAUUUCAUAGCAGUCCUCCUUAAACACAUAGCAUUCCUAACUUAAACAAU